This is a messenger RNA of Letharia columbiana, 627 nucleotides long. RefSeq lists its product as uncharacterized. Lineage: Eukaryota; Fungi; Ascomycota; Lecanoromycetes; Lecanorales; Parmeliaceae. The transcript has 2 exons. The record is from RefSeq and is a predicted model, not a curated record. Gene Ontology annotation, cellular component: mitotic spindle; mitotic spindle pole body; DASH complex. Bases 1 to 627 code for a protein of 208 amino acids. Gene Ontology annotation, biological process: mitotic sister chromatid biorientation.
AUGGAUUUCUCCAAUCCCAAACGCUCCACUUCCGCAUCUCACAACAAGCCCCCCUCUCGGCCCUCCACCCCUCUACGCCCCAGCUCACGCACAUCCCUCCGCGACAGUCAAACCUUCACCCCCAAGACCGGCUCUUCUGCCUCUCCUCUCGAGUUUCUUGAGCCUGCCUUUGCCGAACUCUCCGACUCAAUGGCCGACCUAGAGGCCAACUUCAUGCAUCUGCAAUUGAUGCACGAGAGCUUGAGCAGAUUCAAUGAGAGCUUUGCAAGUUUCCUGUAUGGGAUGAACAUGAAUGCUUUCUGCGUGGAUUUCCCAGAGGCUCCCAUAUUGGAUUCCUUCAAACGCGCGAAACAGAAUGAAGAGCAUGGCCAAUCUACAGAUCAUGUCUCCCGUCCCGACUUUGCCGAUGAGACUUUUAUGACAACGGAUACAUCCUUUGUUGAAAAUCCGCCUUCCUCUCGAGGCCCCACCAAGUUUGCAACACCGGCACCCAUGGCCCGUCCAAGUUCGGGGCUUAACAAGCGCGGAGGUGCUGAGACUCAGCCAAUAGGAGGAAGAGGAGGAGCAGCGCGUGGUAAUCCAAGGGGCAGCGGUAUCGCAAGAGGGAAGCCAAGGGUUACACGUUGA